Polyodon spathula (Mississippi paddlefish) is the source of this 1387-nucleotide messenger RNA. RefSeq lists its product as uncharacterized. Gene Ontology annotation, biological process: negative regulation of T cell proliferation; positive regulation of T cell proliferation; cell surface receptor signaling pathway. The transcript has 6 exons. NCBI's taxonomy places the organism in Eukaryota, Metazoa, Chordata, Actinopteri, Acipenseriformes, Polyodontidae. The coding region runs from base 116 to 1051 and encodes 311 amino acids. Gene Ontology annotation, cellular component: external side of plasma membrane. The record is from RefSeq and is a predicted model, not a curated record.
CAUUGACCCGCCUAAAUAUACAGCAGCUCUGAAAGCACAGCAGCUCUGCCCGGUGGAAGGGUAGCCUGUGCUUGCUAAUGUCUCUGCUCCUUUUAAUAUAUCCUUCAGUCUCACUAUGGAUCUCCUCACAGUCACGCUGCUGGCCCUCGCUAUACACCGUGGAGAAUGCGGCCCGGUUGUCACCCCGCCGCGCUAUACCGCCAGACCCGGAGAAAGCGUCAGGCUGCAGUGCAGUAUCGGCACCGAGCUGGAGGAGUCCUCUCUGAUCAGCUGUUACCGAGAGCGGCUGGGCGGGGUCCUGGAGCUCCUAGCGCAGUUUAUACAGAACGCACUUACGAAUGGGCGCUAUACCGGUGAAAUACAUAACAAGAACGGGAACUUUUCCCUGACGAUUGGAAAUGUUCAAAGGAACGAUUCGGGAUUGUAUUUCUGCAUCGUCAGAGCUUCAGGCACAUUCACCCCCGGCAGGAGCUCCAGGCUGGUUGUAGCGGACCCGCAGAGAACCCCGAGUGUGCAGCUGUUCUCCCCGGUCUCGGCUGAAGGCGAGUCGGGCUGGACUGAGCCGGUUCCGGUUGUGUGUUUAGUGAGAGACGCCUCCCCACUCUGGGGGCCAGUCCUCUGGACAAUCCCCGGGCUCUCCGCUGAACCCCCGCCGGGGCUAGACGAGGUGCUGAUAGAACCUGACGGCUCUUACACCGUGACGAGUCACACCACAGUCAGCGCGGAGCAAUGGGAGAGCGGGGGAGCGGCGUGUGAGGUUCGCAAUAAAGCCACCGGACAUGUUUCUGCAUCCGGAAAAGGCACACAUGGGAAUUCCAUUUUUGGAGAAGGGGAUACAACCUGUCUGCAUGUUCUAUAUUAUGGAGUGCCUGGAGUUUGCGUUUUGUUCUUGAUAGUGGUGACUAGUGUAUGUUUCUGUAGGAAAAGACUGAGAACAGUGCAAAGAAACAGGAAAGUGGAACUGACUGCUCACCACAGUGGCACAGGACCGAGGAAAACAAGAGAGGACGCGACCGAAUAUGCGUCAUUGAAUCUCAUCAGAACAAGAUGAUAUCAACUUACAGCCCAUUUGAAGUGGCGGACUGCAGGCUCUCAGCCUACAUGUUUAUUGUGAAUUUCGACGUCUUUUUGACAUUUCCCAAACUCCAAAUUGUAUUUAAAAAUCUAAAUUUUUAAUUACGUGCGCCAGCUUUAUUUGUUCUUGUUUGUUUGUUUCUCAGCUUGUGAUCCUUAUAACUUCAGAAUGUCUGGUUGGAUCCGCCAUUUUGUAUAGGCUGAGGGCCCACAAUGGCAGGGGAAUGAAAUCAAACCUUUGUGUGUUAAUGGGAAUUUAGAUGCAACAUGGAUGAAGGCUGUCGUUGAAAUAAAGACUGAUAUUUUUCUAUUU